AGCUUAUUAAAGUGAAAUGGGUAUAUCAUAACUGAAUAGUAUAUUGUGAACAUGGAACGAUCAGGACAGGGAUCUGAAGCCAUAACUGUAUUAAUGUAAUUUGACAUGAAACACCUGAGAUCUGGACAGAUAUCUGAAGUUAUAACAGUGUUAAUGUAAUUUUAACAGUAUGAAUGUAAUUUGACACGAAACACCCUCGAUCGCGGAAAGGUUACGUUAAGUUGUAACAGUAUGAAUAUAAUAUGAAAAACACCCAUGACCUCGGAGAAGUAACGCUAUUUGAAGCAAUUUUAGCAAACGGCUUUCCUCCCAAUCUGCGCAUGAUCGUUGACCUAUGCAAAUUAUCAAAUAGGCCACGCCUGCCCGAUGACGCAAUAUCGGUUAAGCUGUUCUGAAAUCUCUGGAAAAAAGUGCUAGCCCAGGUGUAAAAGAUAUCUAUGGACUUUUAAGAUAAUCAGUAAGCUGUUUUUAUUGUUGACGUUUUAUUUUUAUUUUUUUUAUAUCUAAGUGUAAGUGAAAGAAUCAUAAUUAUAAUAAUAAUAAUAAUAAUAAAAACCUUUAGAUAUUGCUCGUCACAAACUCCGCCCACACAGGUUUCUUCCUGCUUUCAUGAAACCUCGACAUGCAGGAUGACUGAAGAGACAGACGUCAGGAGUCAGAGAAGAUGAUGAUCAGCUGAUGACUUAAGAAAGAACAGAACAUCAACAUGUCCAGCAGAGAAAGCCGAGCUGUUGUUCACGGUACUGCUCAGAGGAGAAGACGGAGCAAAGAAAGACCACCCAACCUGAGUGAUCUGAGGAUUGUUCUUCUGGGGAAGAGUGUGUCAGAAAACAGUCUGGUAGGAAACUUCAUCUUAGGACGAGCAGCGUUUGACAGUGAAGCUCCUCCAGAUGUUGUAGAGAGAGUCGGAGGAAGACUGAAGGACAGACACCUGAUGGUCAUCAACAGCCCUCAGCUGCUCCAGACGAACAUCUCAGAUCAUCAGAUCACACACACAGUGAGAGAGUGUGUGUUUCUGUCUGAUCCAGGACCCCAUGUGAUCGUGCUGCUCCUCAGAUAUGAGCAGUGUUCAGCAGAAGAUCAGGAGUGUGUGGAGAAGGUGCUGCUCUCUUUCUCUGAGCAGGUUUAUCAACACACCAUGGUGCUCAGCACACAAGAGCCCAAUGAAACCAAUGACAUCUUACAGAAAAUCAUUCAGAAAUGUGCAAACAGACAUUUCAGUCUUCAGAGGAGCAGCUCUCCUGAUGAUCUCCUGCAGAUGUUUGAGGACAUUGUGCAAAUGAAUGAUGGACAUCACCUGGAGUGUGCUGAAGCUGCACAGUAUUUCACAGUGAAACAACAGACCACAGGAAGACUUUCAGAGGCUAUGAACCUGAAUCUGGUCGUGUGCGGGAGUGACGGGAUAUUAAAAUCCUCCGUAUCAGAGCGGAUCCUGCAGCAGACAGAUGUGGAGCUUCAUGGUCAUCUGAUGAAUCUGGUGGAGCUUCCAGCUCUGACUCGGCUCUCAGAGGAGGAAGUGAUGCGUCAGACUCUCAGCUGUGUGUCUCUCUGUGAUCCUGGAGUUCAUGUUUUCCUCCUCAUUGUUCCUGAUGCUCCACUCAAUAAUGAAGACAAAGCAGAAAUGGAAGAAAUCCAGAGGAUCUUCAGCUCAAGAAUCAACAAACACAUCAUGAUCCUCAUAAUGCAGGACUCAGAGCAUCAGACAGAAGAACUCAGUGAAGAAACACAGUCUGUCGUUGAGAGUUUCGGAGGACGACAUAAUUUCUUUGGUCCCAAAACACAAGUGUCCACAUUGAUGAAGAACAUUGAGCAGAUGCUGGAAGAAAACAGAGGAGGCUUUUUCUCUACAGAGACAUUUCUGGAGGCACAGAUGAAAAAACUGCUGCAAUUUGAAGCGAUGAAGAAGAAAAUUAAUUCACUAGAGACACAUUUACUGUCACAAGUUUCAAGAGAAAACACAGAUGAUGAACUGAGGAUUGUGCUGCUGGGAAAAACUGGAGUUGGGAAAAGUGCAACUGGAAACACCAUCUUAGGAAGAGAUGCUUUUAAGGCAGAAGCAUCUUUUGAAUCAGUGACUAAAGAGAGUCAGAGAGAAUCAUCUGAAAUCAACGGUCGACGUGUUACUGUGAUCGACACUCCAGGACUGUUUGAUACUGAACUGAGUAAUGAGGAGAUCCAGAGAGAAAUCAGACACUGCAUCUCCAUGAUCCUGCCUGGACCACAUGUGUUUCUCUUACUGAUACCACUGGGACGAUUCACUAAACAUGAGGAAGCAUCAGUGGAGAUCAUCCAAGAGACGUUUGGUGAGAAAUCUUUAAUGUUCACCAUGGUGCUCUUCACCAGAGGAGACGAUCUGAAAAACAAAAGCAUUGAACAGUGUUUGGGAAAACCUGGAUCUCCUCUGAUGAAGCUGAUUGAAGCGUGUGGAAACAAAUUCCAUGUGUUCAAUAAUAAUCAGACUGAAGACCGAACACAGGUGACCAAUCUACUGCAGAAGAUAGACAACAUGCUGAAAGAGAACGGAGGGAGUUUCUAUUCGUGUAAGAUGUUCAGAGAGAUGGAGAGAGAAAAACAAGAACAACAGAUGAAGAUACUGAUGGACAGAGUCAGAGAAAGAGAAGAAGAGAUGAAGAAAGAACGAGAGACAUUUAAACAUGAAACUGAGCAACUGAAGCAAAAAAAAAAGAAACUUCAGAUCAAAUACAACACAGAAACAGAACGACUGAUGAACAGAAUAGAAAAUGAGAGGAAAAAAAGAGAAGAAGAGUUUAAUGAAAGAGAAGAACGAUACAAAACACUAAUGAAAGAAAAAGAAGAGAGUGAGGAAAAGAUGUGUGAGGAGAUAAAGAGAGAAAGAGAGGAAUGGGAGAAACAAAAACUAGAGGAAAAGAUGAGAAGAGAAGAAGAGGAUGAGAAAAGAAGAGAGGAAGAACAGAGAGUUUGGUAUGAAUUUAAUCAGAAAUCGGCACAAGAGAGAGAGAAAAUGGAAAGAGAGAAAGAAGAUGUUGAAUCUAAAUAUGAAGCAGAAGAAAACAAGAUGAAGAUCCGGAUGGAGAAAAUGAACAGAGAACGAGAAGAAGAGAUGAAGAAACAUGAAGAAGAGAAAGAGAGAAUGAAGAUGAUGAUGGAGGAAGAACGACAGAAUCAGGACAAAGAGAGAAAGAGAAGGGAAGAAGAAUUUAAUGAGAGAGAAGAACGAUAUAAAACACUGAUAAAAGACAGAGAGGAAAAUGAGAGGAAAAUGCUUGAGCAGAUGAAACAGGAACGAAUGCAGUGGGAGAAACAGAAACAAGAUGAAAGACAGAAAAGAGAAGAAGAAAAAAUAGAAGAAAAACUGAAAUUUCAAAGUCCAGUUAGAGAUUACGGAAUGAUGCGAAUAAGACAAAGAGUUCCUGCCAACAUCCAGGAUACUCCAGUCUCCAGUCUCUCACCCAUAAGGAUUGUGCUGCUGGGUUGUGGUGGUGGUGGAAAGAGUGCAGCUGGAAACACAAUACUGGGACAGAAAGAGUUCAGAUCUGAGAUAAGUGUGACUGCAGUAACCCGUGAAUGUUCAGCUGCUCAGGCCACUGUUUCAGGCAGAUCUGUGACUGUAGUUGAUACUCCUGAAUUCACUUACAUCUACGCUGAGCAGUCAGUGACAGAGAUAAGGAGAAGUGUUUAUUUAUCCAGUCCUGGACCUCAAGCUUUUCUCAUUGUGUCUCCUCUGAAUAGGAGUUUCACUGAACAUGAGCAGCAGAUUGAGAUGUUGUUUGGUCAGGAGGUGUUAAAAUACUCCAUCAUUCUCUUCACUUAUGGAGAUCUGCUGAAAGGAAAAACCAUUGAGGAACUCAUCGAGGAGAACGAUGUUGUAAGACGUGCAGUACAGCAGUGUGGAGGCAGAUUUCAUGUCUUCAACAACAGAGAUCAGAGUAACAGAGAGCAGGUGAAUGAUCUGCUGGAAAAGAUUGACACAAUGAUAGAGCAGAAUGGAGGAGGAUACUACAGGAAUCAGAUGCUUGAAAAUGCUUGGAAAUUCAGACGAGAGGAGAAACAAAGACAGUAUUGUGUCUGUAGUUGAUACUCAUGGAUUUUUCACAAAAAUAUUAAAACCUGAAAGUGUUUAUUUAUCCAGUCCUGGACCGCGUGCGUUUCUCAUUGUCUUCAGAGUAAAUGACAGGGUCAUGGAGAUCAGUUAGAAGAGACCAUAGAGAACCAGAUUGAGGUGAACAGUAAUGAUAUGUCUGAAGAUGCUCUGAGAUUCAGAUUAGAUGAAAGAAAUAAACAGAGUAAAAAUGAUAGAUGAAAACACACAGACUGAAUAAAUGAUUGCUAAAAGAAAAGAAUCCACUUGUGAUGUUCUGUGUAUGCGCUUUAGCUUUUUUUGUUAACACUUUAGAAUAAUGAUCCGUUGUUAACAAGUAACUAUGCAUGAAGUAAUAGGUAGUAUUACAUUAACACUUAACUGAAUGCUAUUAACUAAUAUAGAAGCAAGAUUAACUAAGCAGUAAGUGGGCCUGCUCUCUUAUGUUUAAUGACAUAACAGAAGAUGGCUGAUUCAAACUCACACCUAAUGCAUUUUCUAUUAUAUCUAAUGUUUCCUCAGUUAAUUAAAUAUAUUUUCCUGUAGCUCAAACAGCAGAGGACUCCAGCAACACUGAGGUCAUGGGUUCAAUUCCCAGUGAAUGCAAGAACUGAUCAAAUGUUCAGCUUGAAUGCAAUUCAAGUCAGUUCGGAGAAAAACACCUUUCAAUGUGAUAACUCAGACAAACAAGAAACAAGUUAGAAUUUCAAAUGAACAUAAGUAACUUGGAUUGUACAUUAAUAGUAUAUGUAAUUUUAUGAU
This is a messenger RNA of Cyprinus carpio (common carp), 4822 nucleotides long. RefSeq names its product GTPase IMAP family member 8-like. NCBI's taxonomy places the organism in Eukaryota, Metazoa, Chordata, Actinopteri, Cypriniformes, Cyprinidae. The record is from RefSeq and is a predicted model, not a curated record. Gene Ontology annotation, molecular function: GTP binding. The transcript is spliced from 7 exons. The coding region runs from base 707 to 4057 and encodes 1116 amino acids.